AUGUCCGUCGCAAUCUCACCCGAUGGCAAACACAUUGUGUCUGGUUCACGAGACAAGACCAUCCGGGUGUGGGACCUAGAAUUUCUUAACCGGCACCAACUCUUCGCAUCUGCAAUAUGCUUCUCACCUGACCCAUCUCAUGCCCUUCAUUCCGCCUCGUCCUUUCUCUCAGAUUCUGAAGCCCCAGCUCCUUAUGGUUUGAACGAGGAGGGCGAUGUUCGCCCAGGGAAACGUGUUGGUGAUACCUACCAACGCCUUACAGCUGGACUUGAGUCGUGUCGCACAUGGCACGUCGUGGCACGAGUGUCGGACGCAGUAGGCAGAGUCAUCUUCGUGAUAGAUAUCUGUCGGGUCACGCCAUGGGCACGUACUUUGUUGAUUGACUGAUGUUGGACCGUACAAUACAUAUUUGCCUUGUUGCGAUGCUUCAUUA
Suillus clintonianus is the source of this 433-nucleotide messenger RNA. RefSeq lists its product as uncharacterized. NCBI's taxonomy places the organism in Eukaryota, Fungi, Basidiomycota, Agaricomycetes, Boletales, Suillaceae. The transcript is spliced from 2 exons. Bases 1 to 387 code for a protein of 128 amino acids. Gene Ontology annotation, molecular function: protein binding. The record is from RefSeq and is a predicted model, not a curated record.